UAGACACCUACAGGCUGUAGAAGUUCAGUGCGCAGCCUGUUCGCUUGUACCUGCACAAUGUGCUGCUUAUGACUGGCAUUCCGAGGGGACAUCGCGAACCUUUGGCAUUUCACCACUUUGACAUCAAUGUGACAGUCUUUUUUACUUUCUGUUUUAAUUAAGGAAUACCCCGCUGUGUUUCACAAACAGAAUUGUCUAAGAAGACUAUUUCAUGAAUUUGAAGAGCCAGUAGCAGUUUAAAUAAUUUUGAAGAUGGAGCAAAAAGUCAGCAAACUCAGCUAUGGGUGCCAGCGGAGCUCCACAUCGGAUGAUGAUUCUGGCUGUGCUAUGGAAGAAUACACUUGGGUUCCACCUGGUCUUCGGCCGGAACAGGUCCAGUUAUACUUUGCAUGCCUACCAGAGGAAAAGGUGCCUUAUGUCAAUAGUGUUGGAGAAAAAUAUCGAAUUAAACAGCUUCUUUAUCAAUUGCCUCCACAUGAUAAUGAGGUGCGAUAUUGCCAGUCAUUAACUGAAGAAGAGAAAAAAGAACUGCAGAUGUUUAGUACUCAGCGCAAAAAGGAGGCACUUGGGAGAGGCAAUAUUAAAUUAUUGUCAAGAGCUGUAACACAUGCUGCGUGUGAACAGUGUGGAGAGAAAAUGAAUGGAGGUGAAAUAGCAAUUUUUGUCUCAAGAGCUUGUCCAGGGGUGUGCUGGCACCCAUCAUGCUUUGCAUGCUCCACUUGUAAUGAAUUGCUUGUUAACUUGAUUUACUUCUACCAAGAUGGAAAAGUGCAUUGUGGGAGGCACCAUGCCGAACUCCUGAAGCCACGAUGUUCAGCCUGUGAUGAGAUUAUAUUUGCUGAUGAGUGCACUGAGGCUGAGGGUCGUCAUUGGCAUAUGAAACAUUUCUGUUGUUUUGAGUGUGAAACUGUGCUUGGAGGCCAAAGAUACAUCAUGAAGGAUGGACGUCCAUUCUGCUGUGGAUGCUUUGAAUCACAUUAUGCAGAGUACUGUGAAUCUUGCGGAGAUCAUAUAGGUGUUGAUCAUGCACAAAUGACCUAUGAUGGCCAGCACUGGCAUGCCACAGAGACCUGUUUUUCCUGUGCACAAUGUAAAGUUUCUCUUCUUGGAUGUCCAUUUCUGCCGAAAAAAGGAAGAAUUUAUUGUUCCAAGGCUUGCAGUUUGGGAGAGGAUGUUCAUGCUUCAGAUUCUUCUGAUUCUGCAUUUCAGUCUGCAAGAUCAAGAGAGUCCAGAAGAAGUGUAAGAAUGGGCAAGAGCAGUACAUCUUCAGAACAGUGUAGACAAUCGCUUCUGCUCUCUCCUGCAUUGAAUUACAAGUUUCCGGGACUUUCUGGUAAUGCGGAUGAUACUUUGUCCCGUAAAAUGGAUGACCUCAGUUUGUCAAGGCAGGGGGCCAAUUUUGAUAAUGACUUUUGGAAAGGGAGAGAUGACCAGGAUACUCUGGAAGACCAUGAAGAAUGGGCUGAACAUGAUGAUUACUUGACUCAGCUGCUAUUAAAAUUUGGAGAGAAAGGACUUUUUCAACAGUCAUCUGAAGAUAAUCGAUCAAAUGAGCACUGGAUGUCUGAAAAUCUUAAAGCAAAGAAUGAUUUAAAAAGAAAUCAAAGUUUGGCAAGUAAGAAAUAUCAAUCCGAUAUGUAUUGGGCUCAGUCACAGGAUGGUUUGGGGGAUUCCGCAUAUGGCAGCCACCCUGGUCCAGCUAGCAGGAAAAUACAAGAACUGGAUAUGGAGCAUGGCGCUUCUGCUUACAAACUUGAAAAUACAUCAUGGUAUAAAAGCUCAUUGGAAUGUUUGUCGGAUGAUCUGAAACCCCAAGAUCCAAACAUUUGUGAUUCAAUGGAUUCAUUAGCUCUAUCCAAUAUAACAGGAGCUUCUAUAGAUGGUGAAAACAAAGCAAGAGCUCCUCUUUAUUCUUUUCAAAAUUUCGAGGACUUGGAUGCUAGGGAUUGUGAGAAAAUGAGUAAUAUGGGAACUCUUAAUUCAUCCAUGCUAAAUAGGAGCACAGAGUCCUUGAAAAGCUUAAGUUCUGAGGUAUGCCAGGAAAAGCCACUUCCAGAAGAAAAACCAGCACACGUGUCUGUAUUGAGGAGGUCCAAAUCUCAGACAAGACCACAGGUGAAGUUUUCAGAUGAUGUAAUUGACAAUGGAGAUUAUGGUAUGGUUGAAAUUCGCCAGCCACCAAUGAGUGAAAGGAGUCGUAGGAGGGUGUAUAAUUUUGAAGAACGUAAUCAAAGACCACGUCACCAUCACCGUCGGAAAAGCAGGAAGUCCCGCUCAGACAAUGCACUUAAUCUUGCUGCAGAAAUCAAACCAUCUGGAAGGGAAAAGCCUAGAUUUUACACUUCUGAGGAUUAUGAGAAACUUUUUCAAAAUAAAUCUCCUCAUGAAAUACAAGCAUACAUUCAGAAUGCUGAACUCUUUGGACAAUAUUCAAAUGCCGCUUCUGAUUAUGGACUACGAGGCCAAUCCAUGGACAAGUUUUUGGGGCUAUAUGGUGACGAUGAUGAUUCAUGGUGUUCCACAUGUUCGUCAUCCUCUUCAGAUUCAGAAGAGGAAGGAUAUUUUCUUGGACAGCCUAUACCUCAGCCACGACCACAGAGAUAUCAGUAUUUUACAGGAGACUUAUCUGGUCCAACAUCUGCACUAUCCAGUUCGCACUUUGGUCAAAGGACAACUAAAUCCAAGAAGAAAAAGGGACACAAAGGCAAAAACUGUAUUAUUUCCUAACAUUGACAUGUUACAUAUUUUAAUUCCUGUGAAGAUAUCAAAUUUACAUUUUCAUUUGCAAUUAUUUUUUCAUUUGUACUUACGUAAGUUGCUAAAAUAGAUUUUUUUACAUUUUUUUUAAGCUUUGCCAAUGUACCAAACAAGCCAGCUUGUGUUUACAAUGUGUAGCUGCCAUUCAAUGUUUAGCAUUGAGGAGAAUGAUUUUUACUUAAAUGGUCACAGGUUUACAAUUAAGGUUUGAAUUUUUUUAUGGUUUUUUUGCAUCCAACAAUAAAUACAGUUUAGCAUUUUGACUUUCUAUCAUACUUUACCUGGCAUGACCAGUACAAUUUAUGCUUCCAUGUAUAACAUAGUCUCUGAAAUAUAUUUUGAAGUACAGAUCUGGUAUAUGGGAUCAAAAAUGUGUUCUUUCGAUCCAUUUACACAUGAAUUUAUAUGAAAAUGUAACUUACAAUGCUGACUUUAAUCUGAGUUGCACCAAUAUCUAUACAGUUCAUCUAUGUUUUCUAAUUAGUGUGCUUAUGGGUUAUUUUCUUUUUGAAACCCAAUAAUUCAUGGCAAGUGUAGAAUAUAUAGAUGCAAGUUAUUUAUGAUGUAGCAUUUAAAUGAAUCUAGCCCUAAUUUAACUGUGCAGAUAAUAAUAUUGUACAUAUUGUAUAUGUUUAAUGCAAAUGCUGUUAUUUUUAUAUCCCUCAUUUACUAAAUUUCAUUCAGUUGAUUAAAGGGGUCCAAAACAACAUUGUGGUGGAUUUUUUUUUUUUUUUUUUUUUUUGCACCGUUGCAAAAAAAUAAUUUAUGUAAAAAAUGUAAAAUGGCCAUAUUUAGCUACGCAGAAUACUUUGCCCUUUUUAUAUAAUGUCCCCCCAUCCUUGCACAACCAUGGUGAAAAUAUGAAAACCUUCUUGCAACAUUGUUUUAUUUAUGAAUCUAUUAAUUGUUUAAGUAUUGCAGAAAGAAAUAAACAGAUAUUUAAGAUUAUUGGAACAGUCCUAGUACUAGCUUAAUAUUUCGUUAAACUAUUAAUGUUUUAGAUAACUCAUAAAUUGUUUGGUAUUUUAAAAAAAAGUUGACUCACUUUUGUGAAUAAAAAUAAAAAAUGUUGCCAAACGGUUAAUAA
Molecule: messenger RNA, 3844 nt
Organism: Bombina bombina (fire-bellied toad)
Lineage: Eukaryota; Metazoa; Chordata; Amphibia; Anura; Bombinatoridae
Gene: PRICKLE1
Product: prickle planar cell polarity protein 1
Exons: 8
Coding region: 253-2727 (824 amino acids)
Molecular function (GO): zinc ion binding
Source: RefSeq, a predicted model, not a curated record